Branchiostoma floridae (Florida lancelet) is the source of this 2627-nucleotide messenger RNA. RefSeq names its product monocarboxylate transporter 13-like. Bases 715 to 2196 code for a protein of 493 amino acids. Gene Ontology annotation, biological process: transmembrane transport; monocarboxylic acid transport. Gene Ontology annotation, molecular function: monocarboxylic acid transmembrane transporter activity. NCBI's taxonomy places the organism in Eukaryota, Metazoa, Chordata, Leptocardii, Amphioxiformes, Branchiostomatidae. The transcript has 5 exons. The record is from RefSeq and is a predicted model, not a curated record.
GCAGUCAUGAUGACAUCAGCGCAGUCAUGAAUUCUAGCCUUGAAAAAGAAUUACGUUUUAUGUAUCGCGCAUCAUCUUCGUGUGUAUGUCAUAAGACCAGCUAUUAGUACAUGGCAAGUUGGAAUAAUUGUAGUAGUUGGAGAAGGCUUUACAUUGUACUGAUUGUAGCAUUUGGAAACGCCAUGAAGUACAACAGUACGCUAUAAAUAUAUAUAUAUAUACAUACAUACAUACAUAGGAAACUACAAAAGAAGUACCUUUUACAUCUAAACUACACAUUGUCACACGACUUCAAGAGUUCUUCAAAGAACACUAGGAUGAAGAAUGACUGACAAAAAAGGCAAAAGUGCAAGGAAAGCUUACACACACACCCGGGACCAUAAAGGCAGUAAAGUAACUAAACAAUAAAAUGGCGUGACGCCAUAUAUGGGACUUUCGGCAGAUGCUGGGAUACAUCAAAAGGCCAUGACCGCAUUAGGCUUUGCCUAGCCUCUACCAGGCUCCGCGGAUCGGUGGUCUAAUUGUAGAAAUUGGACAAAUAGAUUCUAUAGUACGCUAGGGGAGUUAGCCGGCCAGACUGGGACAUUUGCCAAAUGACACUUGGUUAAGUUAACCGGUUAGACACCAUUUACAGAGUGUGACCCAGACAGUUUGAAGAUCGUUAACGUUGUCACGAACUUUGCCUCGCAGCUUGGGACGUCCAAAACAGACUGAAUGCCGAAGGUGCGCUCGGGUGUAAACCCACCAGACGGCGGCUGGGGGUGGGUGGUUGUGACAGGCGUUUUUUUCGUCCAUGCCGGGAUAAUCUCGUCCGCCAUGUCGUUCGGAGUGUUCUACGCAGAGUUCCGGGAUGUAUUCCAAGAGAGUGCGGGAAUUACGUCCUUCAUCAGCUCUAUCCUAGUGGCCACUAUGUUGAUGUGCUCUCCCUUCGCCGGUGCCCUGAGCAACCUGACCAGCUGCCGUACUGCGAUCAUCGCAGGGGGCGUCAUUUCCGCCGCCGGACUUGUCGUCAGCUACUUCGCACAGACGAUGGUACACCUGUUCUUCAGCGUGGGGAUUCUCACUGGGUUGGGUUUAUCUCUGAUGUACGCCCCAAGCCUGGCUAUGAUUGGUCGCUACUUCGACAGACGACACGCCACAGCCAGUGGGAUCGCAGUUAGCGGACUUGGGGUCGGUAACUUCGCCCUCCCUCCACUCUUCCAGUUCCUCAUUGAUGAGUUUGGGUGGAGAGGAGCUCUACUAAUUGUCGCGGGUCUAAUGUUGAAUGGUUGUGUUUGUGGUGCUCUGAUGAGACCAAUACACCUCGCAGAAGAUCGAACAGUCGACAGAAAAGCACAAAGUAGUGGAGACCAAGAACUGCCAAUAGUCCAUGUUCCGUUCCAUCGUAAGGUCAAUGAAACGUUUCAUGUUUCAUUACUAAUGCAUCGUCCUUUUCUUGUUUUCAGUGUAUCGAUGUUUGGAAUGGUUUUCGGCAACUCCAUUUUGAUUGUACACCUUGUGGCCCACGCUCAAAAUCUAGGAGUGGAGAAGACCUCCGCUGCCUUCUUGUUAUCUAUCAAGGGAGUCUCAGAGAUCUUCUCUAGACCGUUAAACGGUUGGCUGUCAGACCGAGGAAAGAUCAGCAAGGUUUACUAUUACAUGAUUGGCGUUACCGGAAUGGCUAUAGCUACCCUCGCCAUACCGUUCGCAAGUAACUACACGGGUCUUGUAGUGUGCAUGGUUUUGUACGGACUUUUCUCAGGUAUUGUCUUCCCGUUAGUAGCUGUGUUGGUGUGUAGAUAUAGCGGAGCUUCCCGGAUUUCCAGCGGGCUUGGGUGGGCCUUCGUCUUCCAAGGCGCCGCUUUCCUACUUGGACCACCCGUUUCAGGUUGGCUGUAUGAUGCAACCGGAAACUACGACAUGUCUUUCUUCUCCGCCGCCAUCUUUACUUUCGUGUCAGUGCUCGUGCUUCUCCUCAACCCGUGUUCAACAACCAGCAGGACACUCGGCCCUGGUACCGGUGGACUCCCGGACCGGCCAGACGGGAUAGUGGUUGUUAGUCAUGUGAAGCGGGAUGUCAGUAGUGAGGACGGAAUAGUGGUUCUUAGUCACGUGAAGCGGGAUGUCAGUAGUGAGGACGGAAUAGUGGUACUAGGUCAUGUGAAGCGGGAUGUCAGUAGUGAAGACGGCCAAAGUAACCCUGGUUUUCGCGGGUGACUAGUAGAACCUUCUCUGAGUGUAUGAAACACGAUCAAAUGCCAUCAAAUGUGCAUCAUAUGAUAAAACCGUUAAAGUAAGGAAUAACGAAGCAUUCAACACAAUUUUGCAUCAAGGGGUAAAUGGCGUAUGCUUGUGCAUCUGCCUCAUAAUUCGAUACCCUAAAAACUUUGUAAAAUAUAUAGGUGUUCCAGUCGUAUAUGCGGGUGAAAUGUUGUACCUGUGUAUGAAACUGUGCAUUAUUUGAUGUUGCAUAUAACGAUAGAUUGAACGUAGUAACAGCAAGCGAAAGAAGGGGAACUCUUCACAGGUGCCUCUUAAAUUGUGAUAGCUAUAGACGUUACAACGUCAAUUCGUCCUUUUUGUAAUUAGGCAUUUUAUAGGCGGACAUUGAUCUUUUGACACUCGAAUACAUCUUAGCCUUUACCAAG